UCACAGAUAGAAAGGUAAGAAAAUAAAAUUUAGUAAGAAGAUUUGUCUUCUUUUUUAAAUUGAGAAACUAAUAACAAUGCCAAUCAUGCAUUUAGGUACAUUUCUAAAAGUGAAAAUGGUCUUGGCCAAAGGAAAACGAUGAGAUGUGCGGAAUACCAGAUGAUGGAGGAACGCCUAUAUAAUUGGUUUAUAAAAAAACGACAGCUGAAUGUACGUGUAUCCUCUGAAAUUCUUCGAGAAAAAGCAAAAGUUUUCUGUUCUGAAAUUUAUGGUUCAAAUGUGGAAUUUUUCGCAAGCAAGGGCUGGUUUAAUAACUUUCGAUCAAGAUAUGGAAUUAAAUUUCUAAAAAUUUCUGGUGAAAAAUUAACUAAUGACUCUACGGCUGUGCAGCCAUUUAUUGAACAACUUCAGACAAAAAUUCGUGAAAAGGGGUUAACAAAUUCACAAAUAUACAAUGCAGAUGAAACUGCACUAUUCUGGAAAAAGUUACCAGAUAAAACACUUGCGCUGCGCACCGAAAAAACAGCACCUGGGCGUAAAAUUGGUAAGGAGCGAAUCACGUUAUUGGUUUGUUGCAAUGCAUCCGGAGAACAUAAGCUAAAAUUGUUAAUGAUCGGGAAAGCAAAAAAUCCUAGGGUGUUCAAACAGGUGAAGCUGCCAUUGGAGUAUGCUAACAGCACGAAUGCGUGGAUGACAGAGAUGAUUUUUAGAAACUGGUUUAAGAAUUCAUUUGUUGUACAAGUGCGGAAACAUUUAAAAGAGAAAAAUUUGCCAGUAAAAGCACUUUUAUUGUUGGAUAAUGCCACCUGUCAUCCAUUGUCAUUAGCUAGCUCCGAAGAAGACAUAUGCGUAAUGUUUUUACCCCCCAAUUGCACAGCAUUAGUCCAACCAAUGGAUCAAAAUGCUAUCCGAAUUCUGAAAGUGAACUAUCGUAAAAGUUUCCUAUCAUUUAUGUUAUCAAAUUUAACCGAUAAUUUGACGGAUGUUAUUAAAAAGUUUUCUUUAAAAGACGUUGCAUUUUUGGUGAUGAAAGCUUGGAACGCAGUAGGCACUAAUAUAAUAUAUUCGGAUGACGACUUGCCCCUUGCGCAAUUACGCUCUAAUCCCUGA
This is a messenger RNA of Rhagoletis pomonella (apple maggot), 1110 nucleotides long. RefSeq names its product jerky protein homolog-like. The record is from RefSeq and is a predicted model, not a curated record. The coding region runs from base 139 to 1110 and encodes 323 amino acids. Gene Ontology annotation, molecular function: DNA binding. Gene Ontology annotation, cellular component: nucleus. The transcript has a single exon. NCBI's taxonomy places the organism in Eukaryota, Metazoa, Arthropoda, Insecta, Diptera, Tephritidae.